This is a messenger RNA of Venturia canescens, 1800 nucleotides long. RefSeq names its product troponin I 3-like. Bases 249 to 1547 code for a protein of 432 amino acids. The record is from RefSeq and is a predicted model, not a curated record. Lineage: Eukaryota; Metazoa; Arthropoda; Insecta; Hymenoptera; Ichneumonidae. Gene Ontology annotation, biological process: muscle contraction. The transcript has 14 exons. Gene Ontology annotation, cellular component: troponin complex.
GGUUGUGGCGGCGGCGGUGGUGGUGGAGUUUGGACCAACCGAUGAAAAUCCCUGGGGGCUCGGAACGACUCGGCUCGGAGAUAGAAGAAUAUUCUUGACUUCGGGCACAGUCAGCUGCCGAAAGUCCGGUUGACUAGUCACAUCGAACGAGAACUUAUUAGUUCUAGUCACUUUUUUCUUCCAAACAACCCCGUUGGGGACUUUUUGUUCUUGCACCAGGCCGCUAGGCGUAGCCCGAAGGAGUCACCAUGGCUGACGAUGAGAGGAAACGCAUCGAGGAUGAAAAGAAGAGGAAACAGGCGGAGACGGAGCGGAAAAGGGCAGAAGUCCGGGCUCGUCUCGAGGAGGCUUCCAAAGCUAAAAAGGCCAAGAAGGGUUUCAUGACCCCGGACAGAAAGAAGAAACUCAGACUUUUGUUGCGUAAAAAAGCUGCCGAAGAACUGAAAAAGGAACAGGAGAGAAAAGCUGCAGAGAGAAGGCGUAUCAUAGAGGAGCGUUGCGGACAAAUGAAAGACGUUGAAAACGUUAGCGAAGAGGAAUUGAAGGAGAUUUGCCAAGAGUAUUAUGACCGCGUCUACGUUUGUGAGGGUCAGAAGUGGGAUUUGGAACGUGAAGUACGAAAAAGGGACUACGAGAUCUCCGAGCUCAACAGCCAGGUCAACGAUCUCCGAGGAAAGUUCAUGAAGCCGACGUUGAAAAAAGUCUCAAAGUACGAAAACAAAUUCGCCAAGCUGCAGAAAAAGGCGGCCGAAUUCAACUUCAGAAAUCAACUGAAGCAGGUUAAGAAGAAGGAAUUCACCCUCGAGGAGGAAGAUAAGGAGAACGCGUCAAAAGACAAGAAAAAGCCCGACUGGUCGAAGAAGGGCGAGGAGAAGAAGGUAAAGGAAGAGGAGGCGCCGGUCGAGGCAUGCGUAGAAUUAGUGCCGAUUUGUUUAGCCGCGUUGAAUCCCCUGUUAAAUUCGGAAUGUAUUGUAAAACAGGCAGCAGCAGCGGCCGCGGAAGCGGCGGCGGCAGCAGCAGCCGCUGAGGCAGCUGCAGCAGCAGCGGCGGCCGAGGCUGAGGCAGCAGCUAAAGCGGCGGAGGAGGCAGCAGCGGCUGAAGCCGCGGCGAAAGCAGCGGCCGAAGCGAAAGCAGCCGCAGAAGCAAAAGCCGCUGAAGAGGCGAGGGCAGCGGAAGAAAAGAGGGCGGCAGAAGCGGCGGCGGCGGCGGCAGCGGCCGCUGCUGCAGCAGCCGCAGCAGGAGAGGGCGGAGAGGGUGCCCCACCCGCGGAAGGUGCUCCACCGGCGGACGGAGCAGCCCCACCACCGGCCGAUGGAAGUGCGCCUCCGCCUGCGGAAGGGGCCGCCCCACCGGCGGAAGGUGCACCGGCAGCGCCACCCGCGGAAGGAGCAGCCCCAGCUGCUGCUGCGCCUGCACCCCCGGCCGAGGGCGCCGCACCGGCAGAAACUCCGGCACCAGCCGCACCGGCAGAAACUCCGGCACCAGCCCCACCGGCCGAAGCUGCACCUCCGGCGCCCGCAGCUCCUGCAGAAACUCCAGCCUCGUAACUUCAUCUCGACGCUAUUACUUCGCAAUCACGCGCAUCAUCGUCAUCACCAAUUUUCAUGCCCGAGUCUCUCCAUCUACGGACCUCGCGUUCAUCGCACCAUCGCGAACAACAAAACACCCCCCAUCCCGAUCGCUUUGCGGACAAGCCGAGAACCGAUCGAAAAGUUAAAUCAACGAUGUCUCGGUCUUAACAAUCUUGAGCUUUAUCUUAUCCAGUGUUAUCAUUAUUUUCAAUAAACGUUAGAAAACUUA